AUGGAUUGGUUUUUGAAAUGUAAUACGAAAACUACCAUCGAAGCGCCGCAUCAGUCGACAAUUUCCCGUUUGUAUGGAGAAUUCAAACGUGGACGGGUGAGUCUUAGCGACGAUCCCAGGGUGGGUGCACCAAAAACGGCAGUCACCCAGGAAAACGUCGAUGCUGUGCGCAAACUCAUCAUUGAAGAUAGACAUGCGUCCUUGAAGAUCUCAAAGACCUCAAUUCAAAACUAUUUGCAUGAAGAAUUAGGAGUAAGAAAAUUAGUUUUUCGUUGGAUACCCCACCUGUUGACUGAAGAGCAGAAAGCAGCCAGGGUUAAUUGGUGUCAAAAAACGCUUGACCGUUUCAAUUCCGGAAAAUCAAAAAAUAUGUACAGCAUUGUUAGUGGUGAUGAAUCGUGGAUUUACUGUUAUGAACCAAAAAAAAAGCCAACAAAAGUCAUCCGUUCUCGAAGUGUUUCGAAAAAGGGUCAUAUUGCAACAAUUCCUCUUAACGAGCAAAGAACUGUUACUGCCGAUUGGUAUACCACCAUUUGUUUGCCAAAAGUCAUAACCGAGCUUCGAAAAAUCAACCCCGAAAGAAGAAUCAUCCUCCACCAAGAAAAUGCAAAAAACGUGGAAUUACUGGACCAUCCUCCAUAUAGUCCCGAUCUAAACACACUGCGUGGUCAAAGGUUCCAGUCACCAGAAGAAGCAGUUGACGCAUUCAAAAAUGCCGUUUUGGAUCUGCCAGCAAACGAGUGGAAUAAGUGCUUCGAGAAUUGGUUCGAGCGCAUGCAGUUGUGUAUUAAUCUUCGUGGAGAAUACUUCGAAAUACAGUAA
Acanthoscelides obtectus is the source of this 822-nucleotide messenger RNA. The record is from the annotation of a GenBank genome assembly. Lineage: Eukaryota; Metazoa; Arthropoda; Insecta; Coleoptera; Chrysomelidae.